AUGAGGCGCGGCGUCUCGGCRGCAGCCUGGGUGAGCGCGGUGCUGCUGGCGACGCUGCGGCUGGUGGCAGGCGGGUCAUCRGUCGGGGGGCCGGGGCGGCUGGUGGGGAUGCUGCCGCGGUCCCCCCUGCCGCCCCUUCACGUYCGUCGGGACAUCACGCGAGUGUCCUGCCCUGCCGGCACGCGCUGGAGCGAGCGGGGCCGCCGCUGCUGCACCCCGUGCCCCGCAGGCACCUUCCUGCGCUCGCCCUGCACCAGCCGUGUCAACGACAGUGUCUGCGAGCCCUGUCCCGCUGGCACCUUCCACUCGCUGUCCAACACUGCCCUGUCGUGCAAGGCCUGCUACGAGUGCGACCGCCAAGCCUUGCAGAGCGUGCUGAGCAACUGCUCGGCCACCAGCAACAUCGUCUGCAGCUGCGAGGCCGGCUACUACAAGGAGUGCAUUGACAACCGCUGCAGCAACUUCCACUGCCGCGAGUGCCGCACGUGCGCCGGGAGCCUCGUGGACCGCCCGUGCUCGCUGGCGCAGGACACGCAGUGCGGGAGUUGCAAGCCCAACUUCUACGCAGAGGGCGGCAAGUGCCACCCGUGCCCGCCGCGCGACGCGGACGCGUGCGGCGAGGAGUGCCAGCGGGCGUGCGUGCGGCACCGAGGCGCGGGGCUGGAGUACCUGCUGCUUGGGCUGGCCGGGCCGCUCUUCCUGGGCGCCCUUGCCAUCUACCACAAGCGGCUGCGGCAGGACGCCUCCGGCUGCAGCCCUCUGCCCGCCUCCCCGCGCCGCAGCAGCCCGGACCCUGCGCCUGAGCCCACGCCUGGCCCUGCAGCCAAGCCCGGCCCUGGCCCCAGACCCGGCCCCAUGGCCGGCCGUGCCAUGCAGAGCUGCUGCGGUGAGCUGGGUUCGGCACCGCUGGUGCCUGCGGCUCAUGUGGAGGAGGCAGCGCAGCAGAGCCUGCUGAGUGCAGGGGUCAGCAGCUGCCGGGAGCCCCGGUGCCACCAGCCUGGUCCCGCCACCGCCGUCCUCCCUGAGACCAUGGCCCUGCUGCAGUGGUGCCGUCCGCACCUGGGCGCCCAGCCCAAGCACCUGCUGCAGGGCAGCCAGCUCUAUGCCAUCAUCGACGCCGUGCCGCUGCGGCGCUGGAAGGAGUUCAUGCGGGUGCUGGGGCUGCGGGACACCGACAUCGAGGUGGUGGAGCUGGAGUUCGCCCAUGUGCGCGACCAGCAGUACGAGAUGCUCAAGCGCUGGGGCCAGCAGAGCAGCGCCUCGCUCAGCCACGUCUUUGCCGCCCUGGAGCGCAUGGAGCUGGAGGGCUGCGCCCAGGCGCUGCGCCUGCGCCUGCAGGACUGCCCUUGA
Molecule: messenger RNA, 1350 nt
Organism: Nothoprocta perdicaria
Lineage: Eukaryota; Metazoa; Chordata; Aves; Tinamiformes; Tinamidae
Gene: TNFRSF25
Product: TNF receptor superfamily member 25
Exons: 7
Coding region: 1-1350 (449 amino acids)
Biological process (GO): signal transduction
Cellular component (GO): plasma membrane
Molecular function (GO): protein binding
Source: RefSeq, a predicted model, not a curated record